Suncus etruscus (white-toothed pygmy shrew) is the source of this 1792-nucleotide messenger RNA. RefSeq names its product nuclear receptor subfamily 1 group H member 4 (gene NR1H4). The transcript has 9 exons. NCBI's taxonomy places the organism in Eukaryota, Metazoa, Chordata, Mammalia, Eulipotyphla, Soricidae. Gene Ontology annotation, molecular function: bile acid binding; nuclear receptor activity; zinc ion binding. Gene Ontology annotation, biological process: positive regulation of transcription by RNA polymerase II; negative regulation of transcription by RNA polymerase II; cell differentiation. The coding region runs from base 44 to 1474 and encodes 476 amino acids. The record is from RefSeq and is a predicted model, not a curated record.
UGACACCCAAGGUAAAAGUGCAUUUGCAAAUAGAAAAGCUUGGAUGGGAUCCAAAAUGAAUCUCAUUGAACACUCCCACUUACCAGCCACAGAUGAAUUUUCUCUUUCUGACAAUUUAUUUGGUGUGCUUACAGAACAAGCUGCAGCUACUCUGGGGCAGACCCUAGAUGUGGAGUCCUACGCCCAGUACAACAAUGUUCCAUUUCCUCAAGUUCAGCCGCAGAUUUCACCAUCUUCUUAUUAUUCCAACCUGGGUUUUUACCAGCAGCAGCCUGAAGAGUGGUACUCUCCAGGGAUAUAUGAACUCAGGCGCAUGCCCGCUGAGUCCCUCUAUCCUGGAGAGACAGAGCUAGCCGAAUGUCCCGUAGCAAAGAAGGCCCGAAUGGGGACUUCCACGGGGAGAAUCAAAGGAGAUGAGUUGUGUGUUGUUUGUGGAGAUAGAGCAUCUGGAUACCAUUAUAAUGCACUGACCUGUGAGGGGUGCAAAGGUUUCUUCAGGCGAAGCAUUACCAAAAAUGCAGUGUACAAGUGCAAAAAUGGUGGCAAUUGUGUGAUGGAUAUGUAUAUGCGAAGAAAAUGCCAAGAGUGUCGACUAAGGAAGUGCAAAGAGAUGGGAAUGUUGGCUGAAUGUAUGUAUACAGGCUUGUUAACUGAAAUUCAGUGUAAAUCUAAGCGAUUGAGAAAAAAUGUGAAGCAGCACGCAGAUCAGAGCAAUAAUGAAGACAGUGAAGGACGGUACUUGCGACAAGUGACCUCGACCACUAAGUCAUGCAGGGAGAAAACUGAACUCACCCCAGAUCAACAGAACCUCUUAAAUUAUAUUAUGGAUUCAUAUAGCAAACAGAGGAUGCCUCAAGAAAUAACUAAUAAAAUUUUAAAAGAAGAAUUCAGUGCAGAAGAAAAUUUUCUCAUUUUAACAGAAAUGGCUACCAGUCAUGUCCAGAUUCUUGUAGAAUUCACAAAAAAACUUCCAGGAUUUCAGACUUUGGACCAUGAAGAUCAGAUCGCUUUGUUAAAAGGAUCUGCAGUUGAAGCUAUGUUCCUCCGUUCAGCUGAGAUUUUCAAUAAGAAACUUCCAGCUGGACAUGCUGAUCUAUUGGAAGAAAGAAUUAGAAAGAGUGGUAUCUCUGAUGAAUAUAUAACACCUAUGUUUAGUUUCUAUAAAAGUGUUGGAGAAUUAAAAAUGACUCAAGAAGAAUAUGCUCUGCUUACAGCAAUUGUUAUCCUAUCUCCAGACAGACAAUACAUUAAAGACAGAGAAGCUGUGGAGAAGCUCCAGGAACCCCUGCUUGAUGUACUACAGAAGCUGUGCAAAAUUUAUCAGCCUAAAAACCCUCAACACUUUGCCUGUCUCCUGGGUCGCCUUACUGAGCUGCGGACAUUCAAUCAUCACCACGCAGAGAUGCUGAUGUCCUGGAGAGUGAACGAUCACAAAUUCACCCCACUUCUCUGUGAAAUCUGGGAUGUGCAGUGAUGGACAAGAUAGGGGAGCUGGCUAAGUCUUUACUCCUAAUACCAGUUGGUCAUAUAACUUCGCUUUAUUUCAUUUGUACCUGGUUUUACACAAGAAUUCUGUUCAAUAUUUAUGUAGUGGUGAUAUGAGUGCCACAAUGUAAAGGAAAGGUGAGAUAGAAUUAUUUUUCUCUGCAUUGGAUUUUGCAAGGCUAUAAGGAAUCUUUCAUUCUAAUUGGCAUCCCCCCACUUUUUUGUGCCUCAAUUGAUUGUUGCUUCAAUUCUGUCUAUUGAAAACAAGACAAGUUUUGGUCUUCAUUUUACCUUAUGAAAUAUUUUA